Plasmodium gaboni is the source of this 1941-nucleotide messenger RNA. RefSeq lists its product as hypothetical. The transcript has 5 exons. Gene Ontology annotation, molecular function: RNA binding. The coding region runs from base 1 to 1941 and encodes 646 amino acids. NCBI's taxonomy places the organism in Eukaryota, Apicomplexa, Aconoidasida, Haemosporida, Plasmodiidae. The record is from RefSeq and is a predicted model, not a curated record.
AUGCUCACGUCCAUACAUAAAAGAAUCCCCAGGUUUUAUGGAGACCAUUUAAACAGAAAGUGUAAUUGUAUUAAAAAAAAAAACUAUAAAAAAACAAUAUCAUACAAUAUUAUAAAAUGUACAUUUUUCUCAAAUGCUGAAUGCGUAAAAAUAAAUAAAAAUACUUGUAAUGAUAAUAACUUAACAAGUUUUUUAGAUUUACAAGAGAUGAGACUUAUAGGUAAUAAAAAAAAUAGCUUUAACAGCGUUUAUGAGAAUAGAGUUAAUGUAUUUUUAAAACCACUAAUAUCAGAUAUAAUCAUUAAUGAAAAAUCUGAUAAUAAUUAUGCUCAAAGAGAAAUUAUUCUUCAUAAUAUACAAAAUUUAAAAAAGGAGAUGCCACAGGAGAUUUAUGAACAUAAAGAGUGUGACGAAUCGGGAAAAAUGGCUAGUUCACAUGACAAAGAUAAAGAACAAAUAAUUAAGAAUGACAAAAGUGAUACUGUAAAUAAAGAAAAUUUAAUAUAUAAACAAUAUACAAGUGUAGAUGAUGAGAAUGAAACAAAUGGAGAUUAUAAUAUACAAAAUUAUAAAUAUAAUGAAAAAAUAAAAACAAAUAAUAAUACACAUAAUAAUAAUAGUGAAGUGAAUAAAAAAAGAGAUCUACAAUUUUUAGCACAAGAGAGAUAUGAUAUACUCCUUAAAAGAAAACACAAAUAUAUAUACGACUUUGAAGUUUAUAAUAUAAGUGAAUUAAAUAAAUAUGAAGCAGGAGAAAUUGUAAACGUCUAUUUUUAUAAUAAAUUACCCAUUGGUAUAGGUUUAUUAAAUCGAAAAAGUAAUAUUGUUAUUAAUAUAAUAGAUAAUGAUAUAUCAAAAAAUAUAAAUGAUCAAUUUUUUAUUAAAAAAUUAUAUGAAAGUAUUAAAAGGAGAUUUCAUUUUUUAUAUAAUAUAAAAUUAUAUGAAUAUAUAUAUUCAUUUCAUAUUAGAAAAAAUUCUAAACUUUUUUGUAAGCUUGUUAAUUCAAUUCAUGAUUCAUUACCUGGACUUGUUGUAUAUGUAUUUGAUAAACAUUUAUAUAUAAGAUAUGAUAAUUUAAGUGUGCAAAAAUAUAGUUAUAUAUUUGAAAAAGAAUUAGAAACUAUUUUUACACCUAAAAAUAUUUACUGUAAAAAAAUUAUAAGCAAAAAAGAAAAAAGAGCACAAAUGGGGAAAGAAUAUAUUUUAGAACAAAUAAAAGGAACUGACCUUGAAUUAAAUUAUUAUGAAAAUGGUUAUACAUUUUAUAAUAAUAUAACAAAUAUAUCAUAUGAUAUAUUUCAUUUAGAAAAUAAACAAGAUAGACAAUUCUUACAAAACAUAUUUCAUGAAUCCAAUAUUUUAAAUGUUCAUGGAAAUGUUGGAGAAUAUAUAAUUAACACUGCUUUUCAAAAAAAAAAUAAAAAUAUUAAUCCUACAAAUUAUAGUGACAACAUAUCUAUUAUUCUAAGUGACUGUGUCAAAAACACAAACUACAUAAACAAAAAUAUUGAGCUCAAUAAAUGUGAUAAUAUAACAUCUCUACAUAGAGAAGACAUUUUGGAAGAACUAAAUAACAUGUACCUAAACAAUUUAAAGUUUGAUUUAAUUAUAUAUAACAUAAAAAGUAAUAUUGUCUACCGAAAAAACUCUUAUAUAAGUAUUUAUGGAAAAAGGCACAUUGUAACCUUCAAAGGAAUAUACAGUUUUUUAAAUUACAUGGCAGAUAUUUUACAAAAAAAUGGCUUGCUAUUUAUAACAGUUGAACUGUCAGCCGUAGACUAUCACAAAUUUUUGAAUAUAGUCAAAUGUGUAUUUGAAAAUAAGAAGAAAAAUAUAUCUAUCAUAUACGAGAAUUCUUGCACAAUUGAAAAUAACAUAUUAUGUAUUGAUGAAAAUGCAUGGUAUAUGAGAUCAGUAUGUUUUAGGUUGACCAAUUCGUGA